GUCCCAGCCGCGAGGUCCCCAGGGAGGAGGAGCGGAGCUGACAGUAGACCUACGCACAAGCCAAGAAGGCGUCUGGGCCUCUCAAGCCUUCCGCCUCGUGCCCUCGCGGGCCGCUCUGCCCACUAAGCUUCCUUGGGCACGAGCCUCACGCCCCGCACUCCGGCUGGACCCACAAGGAAAAUGGCCGCAGCGGCUACACGCCCUCCCUACGGUUUAGCGCCCUGGCGUGUCAUUGGCCAGAGCCCCGAGUGAAGUCGCCGCGGAUUGGUCGAGAGCCAUGCGUGGGUGGGGGUGGAGCUGCAGCAACCUGGAGCCAAGAGUGGGCAACGCGGCGGCGUGAGCAGCGGCCCCAGGCUCGCGGAGCAUCGCGCCCAGAGAAGACUUCGCAGCUCGGGGGCCGCAGCCUGUGUGAUCUCAUCGUCGCCCUGUCGUGACUUCAUCAAUGUCGUGUUGUGACCUGGCCGCGGUGGGACAGUUGGGCAAGGCGGGCAUCAUGGCCUCGGAUUGUGAGCCAGCUCUGAACCAGGCAGAGAGCCGAAACCCCACCCUGGAGCGCUACCUGGGAGCCCUCCGUGAGGCCAAGAAUGACAGCGAGCAGUUUGCAGCCCUGCUGCUAGUGACCAAGGCAGUCAAAGCAGGUGACAUCGAUGCCAAAACUCGGAGGCGGAUCUUUGAUGCUGUUGGCUUCACUUUUCCCAAUCGUCUCCUGACCACCAAGGAGGCACCUGAUGGCUGCCCUGACCAUGUUCUCCGGGCCCUGGGUGUGGCCUUGCUGGCUUGUUUCUGCAGCGACCCUGAACUGGCCACCCAUCCCCAGGUCCUGAACAAGAUCCCCAUCCUUAGCACCUUCCUUACAGCCCGGGGAGACCCUGACGAUGCUGCCCGCCGCUCCAUGAUCGAUGACACCUACCAGUGCCUGACGGCGGUAGCAGGCACACCUCGUGGGCCCCGGCACCUCAUUGCCGGUGGCACAGUGUCUGCUUUGUGCCAGGCAUACCUGGGUCAUGGCUAUGGCUUUGACCAGGCCCUGGCGCUCCUGGUGGGGCUGCUGGCUGCUGCAGAGACGCAGUGCUGGAAGGAGGCGGAGCCCGACCUCCUUGCUGUCUUGCGGGGCCUCAGCGAGGAUUUCCAGAAAGCCGAGGAUGCCAGCAAGUUUGAGCUCUGCCAGCUGCUGCCCCUUUUUCUCCCCCCAGCCACUGUGCCCCCUGAAUGCUACCGGGAUCUACAGGCUGGGCUGGCACGCAUACUAGGAAGCAAGUUGAGCUCCUGGCAGCGCAACCCUGCCCUGAAGCUGGCAGCCCGUCUGGCUCACGCCUGCGGCUCCGACUGGAUACCAGUGGGCAGCUCCGGGAGCAAGUUCCUGGCCCUGCUGGUGAAUCUGGCAUGUGUGGAGGUGCGGCUGGCCCUGGAGGAGACUGGCACCGAGGUGAAGGAGGAUGUGGUGACCGCCUGUUAUGCCCUCAUGGAGUUGGGGAUCCAGGAGUGUACCCGCUGUGAGCAGUCACUACUUAAGGAGCCUCAGAAAGUACAGCUCGUGAGCAUCAUGAAAGAGGCCAUUGGCGCAGUCAUCCACUACUUGCUGCAGGUGGGGCCAGAGAAGCAGAAGGAGCCCUUUGUGUUUGCCUCGGUGCGGAUCCUGGGUGCCUGGCUGGCUGAAGAGACUUCAUCCCUGCGUAAGGAGGUGUGCCAACUGCUGCCCUUCCUCGUUCGCUAUGCCAAGACCCUCUACGAGGAGGCUGAGGAGGCCAAUGACCUUUCACAGCAGGUGGCCACUUUGGCCAUCUCUCCCACCACUCCAGGGUCCACCUGGCCCGGGGAUGCUCUCCGGCUGCUCCUGCCUGGCUGGUGCCACCUGACAGUUGAGGAUGGACCUCGGGAGAUCCUGAUCAAGGAAGGAGCGCCCUCACUUCUGUGCAAGUACUUCCUGCAGCAGUGGGAGCUCACAUCCCCUGGGCACGACACCUCGGUGCUGCCCGACAGCGUGGAGAUCGGCUUGCAGACCUGCUGCCACAUCUUCCUCAACCUGGUGGUCACUGCACCAGGGCUGAUCAAGCGGGACGCCUGCUUCACAUCUCUUAUGAACACACUGAUGGCAUCACUGCCCUCGCUAGUGCAGCAGCAAGGAAGGCUACUUCUGGCUGCCAAUGUGGCCACCCUGGGCCUCCUCAUGGCCAGACUCCUUAGCACCUCUCCAGCUCUUCAGGGAACCCCAGCUUCACGAGGUUUCUUUGCUGCUGCCAUCCUCUUCUUGUCACAGUCCCAUGUGGCGCGGCCCACCUCUGGCUCCGACCAGGCAGUGCUGGCCCUGUCCCCUGACUAUGAGGGCAUCUGGGCUGACCUGCAGGAGCUCUGGUUCCUGGGCAUGCAGGCCUUCACGGGCUGUGUGCCACUGCUGCCCUGGCUGGCCCCUGCCGCCCUGCGCUCCCGCUGGCCACAGGAGCUGCUACAGCUGCUUGGCAGUGUCAGCCCCAACUCCGUCAAGCCUGAAAUGGUGGCCGCCUACCAGGGUGUCUUGGUGGAGUUGGCCCGUGCCAACCGGCUGUGCCGGGAGGCCAUGAGGCUGCAGGCUGGUGAGGAAACGGCCAGCCAUUACCGCAUGGCUGCCUUAGAGCAGUGCCUGUCAGAGCCCUGAGGGGCAUCCACUGGGGACAGACCUGGGGGCAGGCAGCGAGGGAAGAAGGGAGGAGGCAUCUUCCCUGAAGCCCCCAAACUGGACCCCUUCCUCAGACUUCCCCCACAAACACCCCAGCUUUCUGGCUUUCCUGAGGGCAAAGGGCAUGGUGCCCACCUCUCAAGUGUAAGGAGCAGCGUCCCACCUCCCAGCCCCCACAGGGGUAGGGGUAGGCUUGGAAAUCACCAUGGUUGGCCCCGCCAGGCCGGGGAAUGUUGGAGUAGCCCCCAGGGAGGGGGGCAGCAGGUGUCAUUAUACCCAGUGUCUGGCUCCCCGACAGGAGGGAGGCCCCAGGGUAGGACAGGGCUGGCAGGCACUGACUGCCUCAGCCCGUGGGCCCUGCCGGCCAGGGCGUGGCCUUCCCUAGACUGUGGUGCCCCUUCUGGCUCCCCCAGGUCCACGCCCUUUAAAUUGGCCAUUCAGCUCUUGCCCUUGUGCAGAGAGCAGGCUCAGGCCAUUGACAUCGCAGUUCUUCCUUUCAACCUCAGUGACCCAGGGUCUGAGCUGCCCCCGUCCUUCAAGGGCAUCCUGGAGCAGACAGGCCAUAGGGGGGGGUGGGGAACCUCCUUCCACCUGAGCUUCCUCGAGGAGACCCAAGAGCCCUUAGGUUUGGGUCUCUUAAGCUUUUGUGUCAUGUUGCAGCAGAGUGACAGUGGGAGUUGGGGUGGGUAUUUAUUUUGCUUAUUAUCCUUGCUUGGUCACCUGAGCAUCUGAUCCCUUUCCCCUAGUGCCACCUGGCCUGGCUGGAGCCAGGAGCAGGAGGUCACACCGCCCCAGAAUCCGCAUGUUUCCCCAGUGACUGCACCCUACCGCCACCACGGUGCCUGGCUUCACCUCCCCCUCCCUCCCCUCUAUGACUCCUCUCUGCAGCGAGAUGCGACUGGCAGCUCCAGCAGGGACCUUUCUUCAGAACCCACACACCCGAUCCCUCGCUACCCCCACCCAGCCUCCCCCAGUGUGUUCUGUGACCGCCAAGUUCAAAGCUGUGCACAUGUGGACACUCAAUAAAUGUUCAUUGGUGA
This is a messenger RNA of Jaculus jaculus (lesser Egyptian jerboa), 3693 nucleotides long. RefSeq names its product neurochondrin (gene Ncdn). Lineage: Eukaryota; Metazoa; Chordata; Mammalia; Rodentia; Dipodidae. Bases 443 to 2632 code for a protein of 729 amino acids. Gene Ontology annotation, cellular component: dendrite. The transcript is spliced from 8 exons. The record is from RefSeq and is a predicted model, not a curated record. Gene Ontology annotation, biological process: neuron projection development; regulation of neuronal synaptic plasticity.